AUAUAAUAUUGUGUACCUCAUGAAAAUAAAGAAACUAUUAUAUCUCAUGAAAUUGAGAGAUUGAAAUAUAUAAUAUCUUGCAUCUCAUGAAAAUAGAGAGGCUGUUAUAGCUCGUAAAAUAGAGAGAUUGUUUUCGCUCUGUACUUUCAUCACAAAAAUAAAUUUCCAGUGAUCUUAAUUCACAUCUUCUUCUCCACCUCUUUUACCUGUCAAACACACACACUCUUUUUCCUCCAUUUCAAUUACCAAAAACCUCCCUCACCAUCCCCAUAAACCCCAAAAUCUUCCUCCUCCUUCCAUGUCCUAAACUCCCUACCCCCACGCCACCCCACCCCCACCCCCACCCCCAAAACCCCACAAAAAAAUGGGUUCUUUAGUACCAUUUCAAGACUUGAAUCUUCAACCUGAACCCACAAAUCCAAGAAUUAUCCCAAAAAUUGAACCAAAACUUGAACCCCUUGAUGAAUAUACACAAGCUGAUCUUCAAACCCCACCUUUUUUUCCCAACCCUAGUCCCAAUUUCAGCUCCAGUGGGUCUGGUAGUUCACCUUUUACCUGUAACAGCAACGUUCAAUUACCUACAAGCUCAACUGUACACGAAAUUCCACCACUUGGGUCUGAUGAUACUACAGUUUAUUCCGAGUAUAAUCGCAUUUCUGAGCUAUUUAAAGAAGCUUUUGCUAGAAAAAUGCAGCAACAGCAGCGUUUCGGAGAAAUUGAGGUUGUCGGAAGAAACCAUCAAGAUUCGGAAAAUCAGGAUUUGGGUGUUAUAGCAGAAGAGGAGGUUGUGGAGGACCCGGAUUCACGUGCUCUUGUUCCGGUGAGUAAUGAGAAUAAUCAGGUUUCGGAAGUGGUGGUUACUAAGAGGAAGUAUCAGCAACGUUCUUCGGAAUUGGUUAGAGUUACAGAUCUUAAACCCGAAGAUCAGGUGUAUUUUCGCGAUGCUGUAAGGAAGACGAGAAUGUUAUAUGAUUCACUUAGGAUUUUAGCGAUGGCGGAGGAUGAAGGGAGUCAGCAUUUGGGUACUUAUAGGAGGCCAAGAGGGGAUUUGAAAGCUUGUCAGAUAUUGCGGGAACAUGGGUUGUGGAUGAAUCGCGAUAAGCGGAUUGUUGGGGCGAUACCUGGAGUGCUUAUUGGUGAUGUGUUCUUUUUCAGGAUGGAGCUUUGUGUUGUUGGAUUACAUGGUCAAGCUCAAGCUGGAAUAGAUUAUGUACCUGCUAGUCAAAGCUCGAAUCGAGAGCCAAUUGCUACGAGUGUGAUUGUUUCAGGUGGGUACGAGGAUGAUCAGGAUGGAGGUGAUGUGAUUAUAUAUACGGGACAUGGUGGACAGGAUAAGUAUUCGAGGCAAUGCGUGCAUCAGAAGCUGGAAUGUGGGAAUUUGGCGUUGGAGAGAAGUAUGCAUUAUGGAAUUGAGGUAAGGGUGAUUCGUGGUUUUAAAUACGAAGGAAGUGGUAGUGCUAGUGGAAAGGUUUAUGUGUAUGAUGGAUUAUAUAGAAUUGUUGAAUGCUGGUUUGAUAUUGGAAGGUCUGGAUUUGGAGUGUAUAAAUAUAAGCUUGUUAGGAUAGACAAUCAAGAAGAGAUGGGAAGUGCUAUUCUUCGUUUUGCGCAGAAUAUUAGGAUGAGACCGUUGGAAGCUAGGCCUACUGGUUAUGUUACUCUUGAUAUAUCAAGGAAAAAAGAAAACGUGCCUGUGUUUCUUUUCAACGACAUUGAUGAUAAUCAUGAUCCGGCUUAUUUUGAAUAUCUAGCAAAAACUGUUUAUCCUCCAUAUGUUUAUCAGAAUGUGGGCAGUGGAUGUGAGUGCAUUGAUGGGUGUGCUGAUAAUUGUUAUUGUGCUCUAAGAAAUGGCGGUCAAUUUGCCUAUGAUUAUAAUGGGAUAUUAAUGAGAGGCAAACCGUUAGUAUUUGAAUGUGGACCACAUUGUCGAUGUCCUCCAACUUGUCGAAAUCGAGUGACUCAGAAAGGUUUGAGGAACAGAUUUGAAGUGUUUCGGUCGAGAGAGACUGGUUGGGGAGUUAGGUCACUGGACUUGAUCCAAGCUGGGUCUUUUAUCUGUGAGUUUACUGGGGUUGUACUCACACGAGAGCAAGCACAAAUUUUUACUAUGAAUGGUGAUAGUUUAGUCUAUCCAAGUCGCUUUCCUGAGAGAUGGGCAGAAUGGGGAGAUUUGUCGCAAAUAUAUCCUAACUAUGUUCGACCAACAUACCCCUCCAUUCCUCCUUUGGAUUUUGCAAUGGAUGUGUCAAGAAUGAGGAAUGUAGCAUGUUAUAUCAGUCACAGUUCAAGUCCCAAUGUCUUGGUGCAGCCUGUGCUUUAUGAUCACAACCAUGUAGCAUUCCCCCACCUGAUGCUCUUCGCAAUGGAGAAUAUUCCCCCUCUAAAGGAGAUCAGUAUUGAUUAUGGAGUAGCGGAUACAGAUGAAUGGGCUGGGAAGCUUGCCAUCUGUGAUUGAUUAACUUAUAGUAGUUCAUCCAAUUUUGAAAAUGAUGAGGCACAGACAUUUCUGGCACAUCGUUUCCUGAGAUGAAGGGCAAGUAUUCGCAAACUGUUACCCUGCUAAAACAAGUUGCUCCGUUUGCUGUUCUUUCAUCAGUUGUAGAUCCUAUUGCUGUAUAUAUCACGGUGUUCAAUGACUAGCUAGAAGAAAAAAGAAAACGAUAUUGCAAUUUCUCACUACCCAUGCUAUGGGAGGAACUCUUUUAAGUUUUAACCGACUCACUUUGCUAGAGCUAACCUGCUACUAGUGUUCUUGUCUGUAAGAGCUUUCGUAGGUUGUAGUAAUAGCUUGUAUAUAUGAAGAUUAAACUUGUUUAUUCUGUACAGAAGAUUGUAUCGAUAUCGUGCUAAAUGAAUAACUGGAGUGAAGUUCAAAUGCUAUUUGCUAGAUAAAGAGGGAAGCACCUAAUAUAUGGUACAAAUUAGGUAUGCUGGUAAAUUUUGAAUGGAUCAAAGAGGCAUAGGAAAUAUGUUACUACCAGAUUUUCCCUCUGGAUAUGACAAUGCAAGUUUUAUUUAUUGUA
This is a messenger RNA of Capsicum annuum, 3020 nucleotides long. RefSeq names its product histone-lysine N-methyltransferase family member SUVH9. The record is from RefSeq and is a predicted model, not a curated record. Gene Ontology annotation, molecular function: histone methyltransferase activity; zinc ion binding; protein binding. The coding region runs from base 365 to 2452 and encodes 695 amino acids. The transcript has 2 exons. NCBI's taxonomy places the organism in Eukaryota, Viridiplantae, Streptophyta, Magnoliopsida, Solanales, Solanaceae. Gene Ontology annotation, cellular component: nucleus.